AUGAUUUUAAUUUGUUUGAAAAGAUGAACAAAUAGCUUCUCCUUCAAGGUCACAAGUUUUCUUCAUUCAUCCUUCAACAUUAAUAAGUUUCUCCUCUUCAAUAUAAUGCUCUACCUUCCUCUACUCUCUAUCUCUCACACUUAUUCUCUGAAUCCCGGACCUUACCCAUUCAAUGCCAUAGCUGUUGAAAAUUGAAAUCUUCAUUCAUUUCCCACCUACUGCCAUUUACUCCCAAGUCCCAACUCAGUUACACAGCACACAGCACACAAAACCCCAUAAACAAAGAUUUCCAUACUCUCCCACUCUCUCUCUCAAAAAGUGGCGUCUACCAGCUUCAACUCUCUUUCUUAAAUUCUCAGUUUCUCCCAACUUUAAACACUCGCCUCACCUCUCAUUAUUUCCACACUCGAACUCAAUCUCUAGUCUUUGAACUUAUCCAAUGCCACUAAAAAUGGGUUCUUGUAAAUAUUUCUUCAGUUUUAAGGAUGUGGUUAAACUUAAAAGAUUUUGGAAGCUAGAAUCAGUAUUCACGAUCGCGAUUUCUUUGUAUAAUUUAAGUAAUGAAAUCAGAAAUUCCCGUAGGUGGAACCAUUGCCACGAAUAUGUAUUCGCAAUGCUCGUGAUGGACAACCCAAAUGCAACGCGCGAAUACAGGUUAUGGUUCCACGCGCAUGGUCGUCGCAUCAUUGGUAACCCAGAACACCGCCAAGAUCAGGGUUACAUCCAAACUGCGGCGUCAUUAAAUGACACGAUGCAUUCUCUGAGCCAAAUGAACUUGGGUAUGGAAGAGGCUGGAGAUGAUCCGCAGCGUCAAUCGGACUAGUGGCGGGAAUACCGUGUGACCUUGCCUGCGCAUGUUGAACAAGCCGGGUACGAUUUUCUACUGGACUUCCCAAAUGAAAUGUACAAUGUUGAGCCAGUGGACGCACCUGUUGGUCCAGGUCGCCGAGAUCGACGACGUGAGCGAGACCAUUUGCGUGUUCAACCGCAACAGGGCGGGAGGCGUAGGCGUGUUAGGGUAGAUGAGGGCAUGGAUGCUCCGGCACCUGGAAUGCAACAUCCGGCUGCGGCGGACAAUGUUGUAGGGGGCAAUGUGGAUGCACUUGCACUUACAAUUGUCCCGGGACAAUUGUACGAUGGUAGCGGCGCGUUUCAAACGGAGGAUACACUUCAUUUGAUCAAACCGCUCAAUUCCCUCACCAGUCGCAGGGAUCGUUUGGCCAAAUUUUUGACCCCACCCAACCUUCCUCUUCUAGUUACCCCAAGCCCAAUAUCACCCACCAUACGGCUAUAACACAUCUGCAUACCACCCAACUCAGUUUGGUGAAGUUGGGGAAUCAUCUGCUCAGGUGGUUUGAACAUGGGACAACCAAUGCAGCCAAUAGACGACGACGAAGAUUUUAUAUCUUAUAUGCAUACCCCGCAUCAAUGGCUGUAAAUUUUAUUCUAGCUUGAAUAGUCAAUUAUUAUUUUCAUGUUUAGAUAUUGAUAAAUAAUUUCUCUAUUGCAAUA
Ipomoea nil (Japanese morning glory) is the source of this 1512-nucleotide messenger RNA. RefSeq lists its product as uncharacterized. The transcript has 4 exons. The record is from RefSeq and is a predicted model, not a curated record. The coding region runs from base 440 to 823 and encodes 127 amino acids. NCBI's taxonomy places the organism in Eukaryota, Viridiplantae, Streptophyta, Magnoliopsida, Solanales, Convolvulaceae.